Homalodisca vitripennis (glassy-winged sharpshooter) is the source of this 2737-nucleotide messenger RNA. RefSeq lists its product as uncharacterized. The record is from RefSeq and is a predicted model, not a curated record. NCBI's taxonomy places the organism in Eukaryota, Metazoa, Arthropoda, Insecta, Hemiptera, Cicadellidae. The transcript is spliced from 2 exons. Bases 354 to 2198 code for a protein of 614 amino acids.
CUCAACUCCAGGUGUAUCAAGGUACUGUCAGCCACUGCACUUUGUUCUACAGUUAAAGUGACAGUAGUUCUAGACAGGUCAAGAUACAGAUGCGUGGCGUUUCGAGCUUUUGGAAUUUUACCAGUGGACCUCAAUUGUGAAAUGGGCGAACACCGUCUGCUGAGAGACAGUCCUCUGUCUUCCUCGGUGACAAGAAGCUAUCCAUCAUUUCAGUGGGAAAAACAGAGACAUCUCUUUAUGCUUCUCUGGCGUAUUUGCUAUGUGCUACUUCUUGUAAAACAUUCUCACAACUUGCUACUGCAGCUGACAAUUUACGUACAGAUGCUAAAUUGUUUUUAAGAGCCAACAAAGAGAUGUUUCUCAGUAAUUUAAACCAACUGCAUGAUAGACUUUUCUCAGAAGAUCAACGGCAGCCAAGAAUUAUGUUCGAACAUUGCCUGCUUUAUCUCAACCAGCCCGACUACAGAGGAAUUCAAGAGGUGCUCCUAAUCCUUGCUUCAAUGUUCAGUACUUCUAUCAUUGUCUGGUUUAAAGAUGGAGAAGGGUCUCUGAGAGUUGACCCUUGUUUCCCUUCAGUUGCAUCUCCUGUAAACAUCCUGUAUUGUAAAAUUACUAAUCACUUUGAUCCUAUCGUGCAAAUUGUCCUGAAGGAUCAAAUAUUGGCUUCCCCUUUCCAGAAAAAACUAACAGUUGUUACCUGGCAUGUGGAUGGCCGAUGUAAGGGAAAGUUAGAGACAGAAAAGGAAUAUAAAAUUAUUGAUGAAAUUCUUGCCAAACACAACAUUGAUGUAGCUUGUGUUCAAGGUGUAAGAUAUGAAAGCCAUGAAAUAUCAACAAAUCAUUACCAAUGGUGGUAUUCAGUUCCAAAUAACAAUGUUCUUAGUGUUGCGUUUUUAAUUAACAAGCAAAGUGGAAUAACACUAACUAACUUCCAUUCUCAAUUGAAUGGCCUAAUUUCUGCAGAUGUUUUUAUGCAUCAAAAAUGUAUAAAAUUGAUUGGUUGUCAUUAUUCUACCAAUCACACACUGUAUUCACAAACGACAGUUGCACUGACACAAUUGUUAAAAUCAGUCUCAGAAUUAUCUCAAAUCAUUCUGUUUGGAAUGUCUGAUGAAAUUGAUGACUUGGUACCGGUCCAAAAGGAAGUUGUUGCUACAGAUAAGAUAUCUAAAUUAAAAAGUGUUUUCCUGCAAAAUUUGGCUUGCGAUUACAAUUUAUGUACUGCCUUAACCUUUUCAAACGAACAGCCGACGUCAUCAGCUGAAGUUAAGUCAGAUGAGGAAUUGCAUCAAAGCAGUCAUAUUUUUAUCCAGAGAGGUAUCUUGCAGGUGAAACAGCACUAUCGUUGGUGGGAUCGUAUCUCAGAUCAUCCCAUUAUUGGCUGCACCAUUGAACAAAACUGUCAACCUAAAGUACUUGAUUGUAAUGUAAAAUCUUCUUUUCUUCUGGUUGCCACUUGGAAUGUUAAUGAUUGUUCCACAACUGAAAAUCAAGAUAGUAUUGACAAAGUCUUAAAAGAAUUGAACAUUGAUCUUACAUGUGUUCAAGGAACUAACUUGGAGCACAGAAUGAUCUCAACUUCUCAUUACAAUUGGUGGUGUUCUGGUUGUCAAAUCCCAAAUAUUAAAAGUGUUGCUCUUUUGUUGAGAAAAGACUGUGGUGCAACCUUAUCUAAUUUCAUUUCCCACUCAAUUAAUUUAUCUUCAGCAAUUGUUUCCAUAGGAAAGAAUAUGUUUAUAGUGGUAUGUUGUUAUCUUCCUGACUCCUCAGAACAGAGUACAUACAGACAAGUUUCUGCAGAUCUUUUAGUCAUUCUUAACUCAGCUCCGUUCUCUGCAAAACUCCUCCUCUUGGGUGAAUUCAAUGCUCAUAUUGGAAAAAUCGAUGUUACGGUGCCUCAGCUUGAUAUUUUUAACAGGCCAGGACUUCAACAUGAGCUUUCAAACAAAAAUGGGGAGUUUCUGAAGCAGUUGGCAUUACUACAUGAUCUCUACUUCUGUUCAACUCUGUUCCGGACCCAUCGUGAAAAUGAGGUAAAAGACCAAACGAGUCACAUUUUGCUGCAAGAGUAUUUUCCAAAGUCAAGAGCCAGCAGUUGGAACAGUCCCUUGUCCGAGCACACUAUAGUGGGAUAUAGUAUCACCUUAGGUGUCUAUCCAGCAUCAUGUGCCCAACGAAGGAGAAUCAAAGGUCGUUAAUUUUCUCAAUUCUUCCAGUAUGGGUAAUACCUUGCUCUCUUUAGAAUUGACUAACAUGACACCCUAAUUUUUUAAUGUUACUACUGAAAUAUAAUUAGUUCAUGAGAUUGAGACAACACUUUAGAGGACAAUAAACUGUGUUUCUCCCAUUACAUUUAAUUUAUAUUUUUUAUCUCAGUCAAGAUCUCAGAAGUCAUGUGUUCGUUUCUAAUACCAUGCUUGGUCUUUACCAGUAUGAUUAGUGAAUCAGAAUAUUUUUGAAUAGUAUGAACGUUAGAUUUUAAUGUUUUAAAAUUGUAUUUUAUAUCUAAUCAUGUAUUAGUUAUUAACCUUAUUGUUGAUAUGUAAUGUAAUUAUUAUAUGAUAUUUGUUGUCAUAUUUUUCUUAAAUUUAUUCCUUUUUAUUUAGAAAAGUACUGUUAAACUUUAAUUAAAUAGUGACUACACAAUUUUAUAACUUUUAUUUAUUGUAUGUUUAACAUAAAUGAUAUUGAGUUGUAUGAAUUUUACAUUUAAUGAUAUUAAAGUAUUCAAGCAAGA